ACCGCCCAGGAUAGUCGUGGAGUCACAGAGCUCUGUUUCUCCUUCUGUUUGCGGAUCAUAACGCCUUCAUAUCAAGGCGUUUACACCACGAGACUAUCCCGCGGCGAUCGGCGUUUAUUUUCUUCCGUUCUUCUCUGGCGAUAAACCAGGCGAGCGCGGAAGAGAGCGCGCAGUAACGGGAAGAUACAGCGUGUUUUCAUUAGGUCACAUUUCCGAGGAAUGAUCCAUCCAUCUGCCGAUCACGUUUUACGAGCGCACAUAUCCUUCUUCACGCAUUGGACGUAGACUUUCGGAGCACAGGAGAGUUUUGGGCAUGCACGGCGCGUAAACAUAGGAACCCAACAGUUUUUAACAAACACUUGGACCGAAAUCCGGCGUCUCGUCGCUUCGCUGACACUCUUGAUUUGAUCUCUGGAUGUAUUUUUGCAGCUCUUGUGUGCUGGAGUGGUGUGCACCGUGCCAAACGCGCAUAGAUGUUGUGAAAUAACCCAUGAUGUUGCAGUUUUUGGCUGAGAUGUGUCUUAUUUCAUUCACUGAACUUCAGUGUUGCUCUGUUUGGCCAUGAGUCUUCAGCAGCAGCAGCAUUAGAAAGCAGUUGUGUGUAACCACGUUGAUGGCAUUUUAAUAUGCACGAAUGUGACGCUUUCAGUUCAGGAAGCUUCAGUUUAGUCUUCUAGUUGCGCAUCAUCUUCAGAAAUCUGUAUGAUUGUAGGGACGUAGCAUGGAUUGUGAUUUGAUGUGUGACACAUGCAUGACAUUAUUGGACACUUUAAUGCUGCUUUAAGUUCAUAAAGCGUCAUCAUCAUCUUCAGUGUGUUUGCAGGCAUUUGCUUGUCUAGUAAGGUGUUUAAUAUGAAUUAUUGACACAUGUUGGCUGUGCAUACUAAUAUAGAUUUCACAAAUGCUGCUGUAACUUUUUAAAAGUGCAUUUAUGCUCAUAAACGCAUAAUACCAGUUGAGCAUCAUUGCCAUUUUCAGAAAGCAGUGUGUUUGCUGGCACUUUGCUUGCUUUUGAGACGUUUUAGUAUUCAUUAAUGUAAUGUCUUUUGGCUGUGCAUAUUAUUAUAUGCUACUUAAAUGCUGCUUUAACUUGAUAGAGAACGUUUAAGUCCAUAUAGUUUCAAUUUCGUGUCCUAGGUGGGCAUUAACAGCGUGUAGAUUGUUUUGGCUGUGCUUAACACACUCUGGCAUUUAAGACCUUAGUCUCAUUUCGGUCUCCCAGAUGAGAUGUUGCGUGACUGCUCUGAAACUAAAGGAAGCUGGUUUUGAAGCGGUGAGCGCGCAAUGACGCUGUUGUUGUGCGCAAAUGUGUUGACGCCACCUGUGGUCUCUUAAAUCGAUCGAUUCAGGAAGAUUUAGGCACUUUGACCAGGAGAGAGUUCAGUUAGCACGGCAGCCGCGUCGCUUGCGCUUUCUAACCAGGUUUAAGUGUGUAUCGUCCUGCGUCACGCGUAAGUGGAGAGUUUAAAUGGUGCUCCGAAAGUUACCCGGUGUUUCAGCAUCGGGCAUGGGGCUUCGCCUGUCUCAGAAAUUCGUGUUUCUGCUGUUCCUGUCGGGGUUGGUUACUCUGUGCUUCGGGGCACUUUUCUUUCUCCCCGACACCGUGCGCCUCAAGCGCAUCUUCCUCUCCAAGAACGAGAAUCCCGCGGUGACAGUGGGCCACGACAAUGAGCUUUCCAAAAAGGUGCCAGGGGAUCCAGAGCAUCAGCGGGUGGCUUUAAAAGGGGGCGAGGGGGCGAAUGUCAAGCUCAAAGUGAGCCGCAAGCCCUCGGUCACCCAUGGAGCGAGAACCGUGGAGAGAUCUGUUGGGAGUAGAGCGCAGGAGGAGUGGAGUCCGGCGAGGGCGCAGGAACCGGCGGCCAGAGACGAGCGGGUCACCUCGGCCGCUCACAACGGGGAACGCGGCAGCGCUUACAGCUAUGAGGCGUUUAAAUCGUGUCUGCUCAAACCAGCUUUGGGGAGGAACCAGGGAACUCCACCGGAUUCCGAGACGCUUCAGCGGAGGGAGAAAGUUAAAGAGAUGAUGACAUUUGCCUGGGACAACUAUAAACGUUACGCUUGGGGAAAUAAUGAACUUCGACCUCUGACCAGGAACGGACACUUGGGGAAUAUGUUUGGCGGACUCAGAGGCGCUUCAAUUGUGGAUUCUCUGGACACGCUGUACAUCAUGGGUCUAAUGGAGGAAUAUGAGGAAGCCAAGGAAUGGGUCCAAAACAACCUGGACCUGAACUCGAAUGGAGAGGCGUCACUGUUCGAGGUGAACAUCCGUUACGUUGGCGGACUUCUCUCUGCAUACUACCUGACGGGAGCUGAGAUAUUUAAGCAGAAGGUGAUGGAGCUGGGCGAGAAGUUGUUACCCGCCUUCAACACGCCCACCGGCAUUCCCAGAGGAGUCAUUAACCUGGGCAGCAGUGGCACCAGCUGGAGUUGGGGCUGGGCAUCGGCCGGCAGCAGCAUCCUGGCCGAGUUUGGCACGCUGCACCUGGAGUUCCUUCACCUGUCCCAACUGUCUGGAAGCCCCCUGUUCACUGAGAAGGUGAUGAACAUCCGAAAGCUGCUGAACAAAAUCGAGAAGCCUCACGGUCUGUAUCCCAACUUCCUGAGUCCCGUCAGCGGCAACUGGGUACAGCAUCACGUGUCUAUCGGAGGUCUUGGGGACAGUUUCUACGAGUACCUGAUCAAAUCCUACCUGAUGUCAGACAAGACGGAUCAGGAGGCCCAGAAGAUGUACUACAGCGCCAUGGAGGCCAUCGAGACGAACCUGGUGCAGAAGUCUCCGGGUGGCCUGACGUACGUGGCCGAGUGGCGAGGAGGAAUCCUGGACCAUAAGAUGGGGCAUCUGGCCUGUUUCUCCGGCGGGAUGAUCGGCAUCGGCGCUGACGACGGGCCGGCAGGACAGAGGCAGCAUUACUUGGACCUGGCCGCGGAAAUCACUCACACCUGCCACGAGUCCUACAGCCGCUCAGCCACCAAACUUGGUCCAGAGGCGUUCCGCUUCGAUGCAGGAGCCGAGGCCACAGCCACCCGACUGAGUGACCGCUAUUACAUCCUGAGGCCAGAGGUCAUCGAGAGCUACAUGUACAUGUGGCGUUUGACCCACGACCCCAAAUACAGGGAGUGGGGCUGGGAGGCCGUGGAGGCGUUGGAGAAGCACUGUCGUGUAGACGCAGGUUUCUCAGGAAUCAGAGACGUGUACGCCUCCACAGUCAGUCACGACAACAUGCAGCAGAGCUUCUUCUUGUCCGAGACGCUCAAAUACCUGUACCUGCUGUUCUCGGACGAUGAUCUGCUGCCGCUGGAGGACUGGGUGUUUAACACGGAGGCUCAUCCGCUGCCCGUUAUACACAAGAGAUGCCUGCAGGAGCACAGUGCCACACAAGACCAUGGACAGACCAACCUGGAGUAGUAUUUACCAUCACACACACACACGGAUUCAACCUCACGGGUCCUGACAUGGAUUCUCAGCUCCUUUCCUGUAAAGGAUCUCUUCAUAUAUAUAUACAUAUACGCUGUGAUUGUAUAUCUCUGAGCCGAGGCUUCCCGCUCUCCUCGGCGGGCGGAAGCCGGCGCAAUUUUCCGUGGACAAUCAGUGAAACGUGACUUUCAUGAGAAGAGCACCUUUUUUUCUUUGCUUCUUUCCUCCGUGAGGAAUAAACGAAUAACUUGCAGCCCCGAAUCUGUGGGAGGAGUGCCGUACGAUGGCGGGCCAUGCUGAGCGAAAGAGAAAACCACUUUUCUUCACGCCUCACCUGUAAUUGAUCUUUUCUUUCAUUCUUUCAUUGUGUGUUCCUUUCCCGUCUCUUCUGCCAAAGCGUUUGCAGUCUUUUUUAUUUCCCAGCCCGUGAUAUUUUGUUCUAUCUAGUUUCGAGUCCAAUUUUGUGCUAUGAUUUUUUUAUUAUUUCGAGGACUGAGGUAUUUACAAACCCGACUAAAGGAUCCUUUGUGAAAUGUGUUGUACAGAAUCCUUUGGUUUGAACAAGAAGUUGAAUGAUGUCAUUGGCAGGGCAGGAUUGUUUUACGUGAUUUUAAACUUAAACUGGUAUUUUUUUUAUGCUUCAGCUGCAUUGCGAGCCUCGGUGUUGUGCACGACAUGCAAUGUUUCAAAGACCUGCAUCACCAGAGCGGAAAAACACACUUGCACUGACACCGGAUGGCCACUAGGGCUGGGCGAUUAUAUAUUGCAUAUUCAUUAUAUUUUUGCAAUGCACGCAAUUAUUUUAAUGUGCUUUCUUAGACUAGUUUCAUGGUGGUUCCUCAGUAUCAAAAACAGGAUUUAUGUUUGAUUCAUUUCAAACUGCGUUCUUUAAUGAAUCGCUUCAGACCCCUAAAGCAAAGAUGCAUUUGCAAUUUUCCUUCAGAAAUCCUAACGAUUGUGAAUUAUUUGAAUGCGCUUUUUAAUUUGUCCGUUAAGUUUCAUUAGCUUCAUGAUGAUUCUUCAGUAUCAAAAGCAACGUUUCAAUUGCAUUCACUUCUGUAACUCACCUCAAACUGUUUCAAUGAAUCGAUUCAAAAACAAAAAAGCAAACCAAAAAGCAUUUUUUCAAGAUUAUGAAUUACACCGUUAUUGGAAAGCACUUUUUUAAUUUGUCCAUUAAGUUUCCUAAAGAUUGAGUUAGAAUAGUUUCACAAUUCUUCGUCAGUGUCAAAAACAGCAUUUAAGUUUGAAUUUCUUUAAACUGUCCAUUUCAGUGAAUGGAUUCAUAACUCUAAAGCAAAGAUUAGCAUCAUCACUCAACAAUGCUGACGAUUGUGAAUCACAUAAUUAUUUGAAUGUGCUUUUUAAAUUUGCUCAUUAAGUUUCAUCAUCCAUCAGACUAGUUUCAUAAUGAUUCUUCAGUAUCGAAAACAUGAAUCACUUCAAACUGUCCAUUUCAAUGAAUGGAUUCAAGACUCUAAAAAGCAAAGAUGCAUUUGUGUCAUCAAUCAGAAAUGCUAAAAAUGAAUGUGCUGUUUUCAUUUGUUCAUUAGGUUUCCUAAAGAUUGCAUCAUCAGACAGGUUUCAUGAUUGCUCUGCAGUGUAAACUAAACUAGCACGUGAGUGUGAUUCAUUUCCAUGUCCAUUUAAACUCUAAAGAUGUAUUUGAAUCAUCAUUCAGAAAUGCUGGAGAUUGUGAAUCGCAUGAUUAUUUUAAUGCACUUUUUGAAUUGGUUCAUUAUGCUUCCGAAGAAAUGUCGUCAGACUAGUUUCAUGAUUCUUCUACAGCAUUUAAGUUGAAUUAACCUCCAUGAAUCCGAACUCUAAAACAGAUUUGCAUUAUCUCGCAAAAAUGCUGGAGAUCAUGAAUCAUGCAAUUAUUUUAAUUUGUUCGUUAAGUAUUGCAUCAUCAGACUAGUUUCAUGAUUCUUCUCCAGCAUCAAAAGCAGCAUUUAAGUUUGAUUUAAGUUCAGAUGAAUCGAUACUCUGAAACAAAGAUGCAUUUGCAUCUUCGCUCAAAAAUGUUCUCAAAGUCCCCAUUUUUAUAUU
This is a messenger RNA of Sinocyclocheilus grahami, 5464 nucleotides long. Its product is annotated as mannosyl-oligosaccharide 1,2-alpha-mannosidase IA. Lineage: Eukaryota; Metazoa; Chordata; Actinopteri; Cypriniformes; Cyprinidae. The record is from RefSeq and is a predicted model, not a curated record. Gene Ontology annotation, molecular function: calcium ion binding; mannosyl-oligosaccharide 1,2-alpha-mannosidase activity. Gene Ontology annotation, cellular component: Golgi membrane; endoplasmic reticulum; extracellular exosome. The transcript is spliced from 12 exons. Gene Ontology annotation, biological process: carbohydrate metabolic process; mannose trimming involved in glycoprotein ERAD pathway. The coding region runs from base 1469 to 3406 and encodes 645 amino acids.